Molecule: messenger RNA, 5191 nt
Organism: Populus nigra (black poplar)
Lineage: Eukaryota; Viridiplantae; Streptophyta; Magnoliopsida; Malpighiales; Salicaceae
Product: pentatricopeptide repeat-containing protein At1g62930, chloroplastic-like
Exons: 4
Coding region: 186-1982 (598 amino acids)
Molecular function (GO): protein binding
Source: RefSeq, a predicted model, not a curated record
UUUCAAAACGCCAGCGUUUUAGAAGUGCCCAUCCCAACCGUUCAUUCCCAUCUAUUUUUCUUUUCACUCCUUGAGAGAGAGACGCUCCUGCUUCCACGAAUCCCUUUCUUCAAUCUCCGUCGUUUUGGGCAAUUUUUCACCAAAAAAAGGACCGCAAGGAGAAGGAAAAAAACAGAGGAAGGUCGAUGGUGAUGAUGAUGGCGGCGGCAGUGAGACGAGGUUCAGAAGCCUUUUUUAUUGGGUCCCAGAUUCAGCAAUGCCAAAUGAAAAUAAUGGGUAUGAUUCUUCUUCUAUCUCCAACCACUCCAUCACUGUUGUCUAGCAACCACUCCAACUCCAUUUCUUCUUCUACCUGUAGCAGCAGCAGCAGCAGCAGCAGUCGUAACCGUAGAGAUAAACGCAAACACGGUGAUGCUUGCUCUUUUAGAAACAUUGAUGAUGCCCUUGCUUCUUUCAAUCACAUGCUUCAUAGGAAACCCCUGCCUUGUAUUAUCCAAUUCACUAAAUUAUUGUCUGCAAUUGUCAAAAUGGGACAGUAUUACGAUACUGUGAUUUCUCUUACCAAACAAAUGGAAUUAGCUGGGCUCUCUCCUAAUAUUUAUACUCUUUCUAUCUUGAUCAAUUGCUUCUCCCACUUGCAACGUGUUGAUCUUGCCUUCUCUGUCUUAGCCAAAAUCAUUAAACUUGGUCUUCAACCCACUAUCGUCACAUUUACCACCUUAAUCAAUUGGCUCUGUAAAGUGGGUAAAUUUGCCCAGGCCAUGGAAUUAUUUGAUGACAUGGUGGCAAGAGGGUGUCGACCUGAUGUCUACACUUAUACUACGAUUAUCAAUGGCUUAUGUAAGAUCGGGGAAACUGCUGCGGCUGCUGGAUUGCUUAAGAAAAUGGAAGAGGCAAGCUGCCAGCCGAAUGUGGUGACAUACAGUACAAUCAUUGACAGUCAUCGCAAAGAUAGGCGGGUGAAUGAGGCUUUAGAUAUCUUCUCUUAUAUGAAGGUUAAAGGCAUUUCCCCUGAUAUUUUCACUUACAACUCUUUGAUCCAGGGCUUAUGCAAUUUCAGCCAAUGGAAGGAGGCUUCGGCAUUGCUAAAUGAAAUGAGGAGUUUGAAUAUCAUGCCAGAUAUUGUCACCUUCAACGUGCUAGUUGAUACAAUUUGCAAAGAAGGCAAGGUUUCAGAGGCUCAAGGUGUGUUAAAAACAAUGACUGAAAUGGGUGUGGAGCCUGAUGUUGUUACGUACAGUUCAUUGAUGUAUGGAUAUUCCUUGCGGUCGGAAGUUGUUGAAGCUAGAAAGUUGUUUGAUGCCAUGAUAACCAAGGGUUGUAAACCUGAUGUGUUUAGUUAUAACAUCUUAAUUAAUGGAUAUUGUAAGGUGAAAAGGAUAGAUGAGGCCAAACAGCUUUUUAACGAAAUGAUUCAUCAAGGCUUAACUCCAAACAAUGUUAGUUACAACACUCUUAUUCAUGGCUUGUGCCAGUUAGGCAGUCUUAGGGAAGCACACAAUCUUUUCAAGAAUAUGCACACUAGUGGCAACCUCCCAAAUCUAUUUACUUACUCAAUAUUGCUUGAUGGUUUUUGCAAACAAGGGUAUUUUGCUAAGGCAUUCAGACUGUUUCAAGCAAUGCAAAGUACUUACUCGAAGCCUAAUCUGGUGAUGUAUAACAUCCUGAUUGAUGCCAUGUGCAAAUCCGGGAACCUUAGAGAUGCAAGGAAACUGUUUUCAGAACUCUUUGUCAAAGGGUUGCAGCCUAAUGCUCAGAUAUACACUACAAUAAUAAAUGGACUUUGUAAAGAAGGAUUGUUAGAUGAAGCAUUGGAAGCUUUCCGAAAUAUGGAAGAGGAUGGCUGCCCUCCAGAUGAAAUUUCUUAUAACGUUAUUAUUCGAGGUUUUCUCCAUCACAAGGAUGAAUCAAGGGCAGUGCAACUUAUUGGAGAAAUGAGAGACAAAGGUUUCAUUGCAGAUGUGGGGACCACAGCUUGGUAGAAGAUCUGUCUUCUAAUGAAGACAAUCUUGUUCUGAAGAAGUAUCGAGGCUAACAUGAAGUUCGUCAAGGUUAAAAGUAUUUGAAAUUUGCGAAUAUAUUGGUGGGUACUGGACAACCUGUGGAGGCUCAAUUUUUCUCAACAAUUUGGAAAGCAAGUAUAGUGCUUAUUGGAUACUGCCUGGGCUAAUUUAUCUACAUUACACAAAAAACUAAAUGGGCUCAUGGUUUCACUAUACACCCAGAGACAGAAUCACUGUGGAUUCAAAUAGUGGCUGGCUUCCUCAAUUUUUCUUCUCUUUCAUGGGUGUCUUCUUCUUGAAGCGGAGCCUGCUUGCAACUUGUGCUUUUCGAGGACUGGGUUUUUUGGGGAUUGUGUGCAGCUCCUCGAUUCCUAGGGCUGCUUAUUUAAUUGGGUUUUUUGGGAUUGUGUGCAGCUCCUUGAUUCCUGCGGCUGCUUAGUUUUCUUUGAUUUGACGUGGGACUGGGGGUUCUACACUGCCCUGUGAUAGUUAGGUUGUUCUGUGUUUUGUCCUUUUUUUCAGCACAGUAGGGUCUUGCCAUUGGGACAAUGAAGAAAAGGGAGGAAAAAAAACAUUGCAAGCAUGCUCCCAAGUCACCCAAAGAAGAGAAGUGAAUCGAGGGGAAAAAACUCAUUAUAUUGUGUGAAUCCACAGCAACAAGGAGUCUAUGUAUAUAGUUUGGUUAAGAGAAGAGUAGAGAGGGUGGUUGGAUUCAGGAAUGCCUCAACAACCAGGGAGAGCCGUUAAUCAGAAGGGGCCAAUGGUUUAGGGUUUGUGAUUUGUUUUAAAAUUGGGAAUUGGGGUUUCCCUGAUUUGGAACAACACAGCAAGCAGUGGUAGCCAUCACAGAUUUUCUUGAUCAGGCCAUUAAUGAUUUGGAGACAGAGAAGUUCUUGACUGUGGAUUUCAUCCCCUGACUUUUGGAACACACCUCCGUGCCGUUUCUUUUCAGUGUUUAUACAGGUUGUCAUUUGUUGUGUAUUCUCCUUGGGGUUUUAGAUACCCUUUUGUGGGGGCCUGGUUCUUUUUCUGUUGAUGAACAAGGUUAAUAUUUGUAAUCUCCUUCAUGUUUUUGAAGUUCUUUUGUUCGGGCCUGGUGUGUUUUUAGAUUCGGAACGAGGUAAUUUGUUAAACACACAGCUUUCUAGGCAUUUAUUACAAGCUUCCAAAUCCCACACUUUUCUGCUUAAAAUGCAGCUUGAGUUGGUUUAUCAAAUCGUUUUAUGACCUGUCCAUUCAAUAGUUGUGAUUUAUGAUUUUUUUGUUAGUGAAAUGAAGGGAAAGAUUUCUGAAUUCAUGGCCAUGUACCAAAAUUUGGAUAGUUUUUGUUCUACUUGCGAUACUUAUCUAAAUGAGUUAAGUAAAAGUACACUAGGGUUGCUUGGUUGGGUCAUCAUGCUACUCAUAGGGAAUAAAAUGCAAGCAACCAAUCAUUUUUGUAAUUCUUUUACGAUUUCCACCAAAAUGGCAAGACAGUCCACGAAUGCUAAACAUUGAUGUGAAAAUAAGAUUGCUUUAUAUUUUAAGAAUGGUCAAGUCAUCUUUUUUACUUGCACCAUUCUUUUUGUUUUCUUUCCAAAAAAGAUUGUUAGCAUGUUCAAGUAAAUUGGAACAACACUAUUUCUGUGAUCUGUCCAUAAAUUUAUGAGGAUGACAGAGUCAUAUCGAAUUCCUAGAAGAAGCAUGCACAGCAUGGAUAUGAAAAUUUCAGCUUGCUACAUUGGAUGUGCUAAAUUAACCAUCUUCUUUAUCUGCAUACUUUCUUAAUCCCUCCGGGUUUUUUAUGUUAUGCAGGCUUUUUAAGUUUUGUUAGAAAAUCUCAGCUAUUUGACCUUAAUUCCUAUGCGAUAGUUCCUCUAAUAAAUGUUCUAUUGAUUGCUGAUCCUUCUUUUCUUAAUGAUUUGUUGAAGAAUUUGAUGCCAUGGAAUAUAUUCCUUACAUUUUUCUCUCUCUUCUAAAUGGAGCUUCAAUACAGGUAAGAUAGGGAAGAAGACAAUGCAACGUUCAAUGCUGAUAGCUCAUCGGGAGAUGAUGCCUCAUUCCAGACAAAGGAGGUGGCAGUGUUGGCCAGCUGGUUUGCUUAAAAUGCCUAAAUAGCUUCUCUUUUUCCAUUCCUUUUUUCCCUCUCUCGUGUGGAUUGUUUUCCCUUUUUCUUCUGCAUGUCUUUUUUUUCCCUAUCAAUCAUUGACUAUUUUUCCUUAGCCCGUAGUGGAGUGCAGGCAUUAGACUAGUAUAUACUAUGCUAUCAUGGAAAUAUUUUUUGGGUUGUCCACUUGCUGUGACAAGAUGAAAUAUGAAAGAAAUUUGUGUUUCUAGUGCAGUGGGUAUUAGAUACCACGUGGUCCUUUUGCUUAGCCAUUCUCUUUUUGGCUUGUUGCAAUUAACUUAUUUUAUCCUUAAUGAUCCCAUUUAUCAAAAAAGAAAAAAAAAAGCUAACUAAAUAUAUAUUAUAGCCUAUAGUGUAAUUCUAAUAGAAAAGGUGAAACCAUUGAUAUUGAAAAUUGGCUUACCUAAAAGAUGAUAAUGAUCUACUGUUACUAGCCAUGCCGUGAUGAAAAUUAUGAGUAACGAUUCCUUUGAGAGUUCAUGUUGUUGUAAUGUAUAAUGUGAUGCAAGCUUUGUAUUUGGUUCUGGAUGAUUCUUUCAUGUCUUGUAUUCCAAUAUCUUGCAGAUACCAAGAACAGUUACAGGUGACCAUAAAGGAUCUCCUGCAACUCUUAGAAAAGGCAGGAUGGUGUUGAGAGAUGAUGAUUUUCCAAUGGAUAGCUCAUGGCAAGCCACAAGAAGCAUGUCUCUUUCUCGUAGCUGUAAAUUUGGGGUAAGGUUACCAAUUAUAUGCCGCAGGCAGUCUCAGUCACAGCCUUGGUAUCUAUGGUCAGCUUGCACAGCCGUGUACAGCGUUGUUCUUGAACUGAAAGAAAGCCAAGUACUGUUUUCUUCAUGAAGCUUUUCACGAUAACGAUCCUGAGGAUGUAUCAGACAAGACAUUGGAAAAUAACAGCAGUUUGAGCUCAGUCAAAGAGGAGACCCGUUCUCGAACCCAGAACAUUUUUUUGUUUAUUGUGGCCAUCUUUUCUUCAUGAUGAUUUUCACUCAAUCAUUAAAUAACAAUUAUUAAACAAGGAAAGGAAAAUCUGCUAUGCAAUUUGAUCAGUUUAAUAAAAUUAGCAUAAGAAUUGAGAUACAAA